AUGCAUUCGUCAACUUUAAAUUGUUUUGUAGCUAACCGUGUUUCUGAACUGCAGGACUAUUCGCGUGGCAUUACGUGGAAUCACGUCCCAAGUAAGCAAAACCCAGCUGAUAUAGUAUCUCGAGGCUGUCGAGCAAGCGAGCUGAAGGAUUCAAUUUGGUUUUGUGGACCAAAAUGUUUGUCGCUUCAAUCAACAGAAUGGCCAAAAGAAACAUCAAAAAGUGAAUUUCUCGCAAAGGACCUUGAACAACGAAAACCUACAGUCUUGAAAUGUAGCAACAAUGGUAUCGAUGAACAUAUAUUCAAUAAAAUUAUUGACGAUUUUUCCUCAUUUCGUCGUAUUGUUCGAAUAAUAUCAUAUAUCUUUCGAGUCUUUAACAAAGUACCAAUAAACAAAAAUCAAACCGUAAACGACGUGAGUCCAAUUACAGUGCGUAAAUUUCAAGAAUCAUUUUGGCAUAUUAUUUCACACCAUCAACAUUGUACAUAUCGCAGUGUAAUAUUAUCACUUCAAUCGGGUAAAAUCUUGAAUCCAGACUUGCAAAAACUAAACCUCUUUUUGGAUGAAACGGUCACUACAAGCGGAACAUUUAAUAUAAUUCGAGUAGGAGGACGAUUGACCAAUGCACCAAUAGGCUUUGAUGCAAAAUUUCCAGCUUUAUUGCCACGUGAUCAUCGGUUUGCUCAAAUUUUUGUGGAAUACCUACAUCGUAAACACAUGCACGUUGGCCCUAAGGUUUUAAUUAGUCUAAUACGCUCUCAAGUAUGGAUAAUUAAUGCUUGGGAAGUAGCUCGAAAGGUAUUGCGUAACUGCGUUCACUGUUUCCACUAUAAACUGAAGCUGUUACAACAAAUCAUGGGUUCGCUGCCAGCCGAUCGAUUAGUUGCAAACCGACCAUUUCUAAUAUCAGGAGUUGAUUUAUGUGGACCAUUUUAUACCACAUAUCGUAUUCGUAGUAAAGUUCCAUAUAAAACUUAUAUUGCAAUUUUUGUCUGCUUUUCAUCAAAAGCAGUUCACACUGAAUUAAUAUCAGAUUUAUCCACUAAUAAUUUCAUUCUAGGCCUAAAAAGAUUCAUAUCACGUCGUGGACUGCCGCAGCGCAUUUAUUGUGACAAUGCAACAAAUUUCACUGGCGCGCAGACACUACUAAAUAAAUUUAAAGAACAAUUUUUCAGUUAG
Molecule: messenger RNA, 1179 nt
Organism: Teleopsis dalmanni
Lineage: Eukaryota; Metazoa; Arthropoda; Insecta; Diptera; Diopsidae
Exons: 1
Coding region: 1-1179 (392 amino acids)
Biological process (GO): DNA integration
Molecular function (GO): nucleic acid binding
Source: RefSeq, a predicted model, not a curated record